CAUUAUCAUUGGAUGAAUCAGAGCUCAAAAAUAACUGAAUCGCCAUCAGAUCUACGAUAUUUUGAUAAGAAAUCAUUUGGUAUAAAAGCAAUAGCAUAGGAUAGCAAAGGCAGUUGGAGGUGUCGUGUAAUAAUUUUCAUUGCAUUCGUAUCCAGAGGAAGUAACAAUGGCACAGACUCUUGUCAUUGCUUUGUUCGCUACGAUAGCGGUAACCUUCGUUCUCGCAGGGGACUUGAACCUCGGUGGUCCAGUACCCAAUGAUCAUUCUAUUAAGAACGCAACUGUGAUUCGAAAGCCCAGGCCAUUUAAACAAGUGGCCAUGGUUGCCUUCGGUGACGGUUCAAAUAUCACGAGUAUUCGGGCCAUCGACCACAAUAUCACCAGCAAUGCCAGCGCUUCCGUACUGGUCGGUGGACUUGGCCACCCUGCAGUUAUUUUGUACUUCAAGGCACCUCGAAACCAAGGGCUCAACUUUACGGUAGAGGUUAGAGGAGUUCGUCCACCAAAGCCUACUCCACCACCUCCAUCAACAAUACCAACAACACUACCUCCAUCGCUACCAGAAACUACUAGACCCACUCAAGAAGAAGAGCAAAGCGAGGAAGAAUUAAAUUUCAUUGACCAAGCUUAUUAUGAGGAUAACUAGUUUUUACAAACUCUUUCAAUUAUUCAACGGUCAAUGAGCCAUAAAAAUAAAAAUAAAUAAUUAAUUGAAAUCGUAAUAA
Messenger RNA from Phymastichus coffea, 725 nucleotides. RefSeq lists its product as uncharacterized. The record is from RefSeq and is a predicted model, not a curated record. The transcript has 2 exons. Lineage: Eukaryota; Metazoa; Arthropoda; Insecta; Hymenoptera; Eulophidae. The coding region runs from base 167 to 646 and encodes 159 amino acids.